GUGUGAAGUGUGAAAAAUAAUAAUUACUUACCUAGUGUUUUCUUGUGCUAUUUUUUUUUUAAAUUGGAUGGCAAAAUGACUGAAACAGAACUAUGGACCUUUCAAGAGAUAGCAUUCAAGGCAGAGAUGGAUCGUCACGAUGACCCAGAAUCCGAGGAGGAAGCUUUCAUACUGUGCGCCGAAGACCCAGCCACCAGGACCAGAAAUAUUGUGGAACUUAGAAAUAUGAUAUAUGAAAGGGGCGAGUGUCACCCUCCCCGAAUGGAUGACGCAUUCUUACUGCGAUUCCUGAGGGCGCGGAGAUCAGUGCCUGCUCGAGCGCAUAGACUUUUAGUUCGCUACAGCAACUUCCGUGACCAGAACCCGCACUUAUGGCGUGACAUCGACUGGUUCGGCCUCACAAAACUGGGACAUGUGUUCGAAGGCGUACUGUUUGACAGGCCGGAUGUCGGUAGGCUUAUUAUUUGUAGACUCGGUCAAUGGGACCCAGAUGAUUAUCCAGUAGAUGACCUAAUCCGAGGCUGUCUACUCCUACUGGAAAUUGGCAUCAUGCAGCCGAAGCUCCAGGUGCUAGGAGGAACUGCUUUACUAGACUGUGAAGGGCUUACGAUGAAGCAUAUGAGACAGUUCUCACCAGCGAUAGCAUUACAAGCGAUGAAUGUUAUGGGGUUUGCAUUCCCACUCCACCAGCGUGGUGUCCAUGUGGUCAACUGCUCCAGAGUCUUCGAGACAUUAUUCCACUUCUUCAAACGUCUGGCGCCCGUUGACGAUCUCUGGAAAAGGGUUCGAUUCCACGGAAAUGAUCUUAGCUCUCUACAUAAAUACAUAUCUCCCGAUUGUCUUCCAAAAAGGUAUGGCGGGCAUAGACAAGAAGUAUCUCUAGAAAAAUGGCUGACGAAAAUCAAGCAGUACAAGAACAAAGACUUUGAUAAUGAUAUGAGAACACUAGGAUAUGCUGUAGAUUAAGUAAC
Molecule: messenger RNA, 971 nt
Organism: Spodoptera exigua (beet armyworm)
Lineage: Eukaryota; Metazoa; Arthropoda; Insecta; Lepidoptera; Noctuidae
Source: the annotation of a GenBank genome assembly